UUCCUACUAGUAACUGUUUCACAUUUUUCACUGUCUACUUGUAUCAUAAAUCUACAAGGACCCCAUUUCUCUGCUCAUUAUUCCAACUUUCAACUCCCCUCAUCCUUUAUCUCUUUCCAUUUCAUACAAAUCAUCACAGACUGCACUUACUCUGUUUUCGUAUUCUGCCUCUGUUUGAUCUCUUCUUCUACAGCCAAAUGAAGAUCCAGUGCGACGUCUGUAAUAAAGAAGAAGCCGCCGUUUUCUGCCCUGCAGACGAGGCUGCCCUGUGUGAUGCCUGUGACCACCGUGUCCAUCAUGCCAACAAACUCGCUGGAAAACACCAGCGGUUCUCUCUUCUUCAACCUUCUUCGAAACAAUUCCCCAUCUGUGACAUUUGUCAGGAAAAGAGGGCUUUCUUGUUUUGUCAACAAGAUAGAGCAAUACUGUGCAAAGAUUGUGAUAUCUCAAUUCACAAAGCGAAUGAGCAUACUAAGAAUCAUAGCAGAUUUCUACUUACCGGGGUCAAGCUUUCUGCAACAUCUGACAUUUAUCCAUCACCAUCUUCUUCCUCAGUCACUAACAAGGGCGAUACUGUUACUAGUUUUAAAAAGUCCGGAAACUUGAUCACCAAAUCCCAUCCCAUCACCUCUCCGUUGACUGAUUCAAAAGCUAGCAAGAUUGCUAAUUCUCAACCCAUCGUGAAUGGAGAUGGACCCACAAGCAGCAUAUCGGAGUACUUGGAGAUGUUGCCAGGAUGGCAUGUUGAAGACUUUCUAGAUUCUUCGUCAGCCAUUAAUGGUUUCUCUAAGACCAGCGACAAUGAUUUGCUGCCCUUCUGGGAUGAUGAUGUAGAUAAAAACUUGAAGUAUUUCUCAUCCGAAAAUACAGGGAUUUGGGUCCCUCAAGCUCCACCACCACAACAACAACCUCAUUUCGACCAUUCUUCAAACAUGGCCUUUGGUAGUCAGAUCUGUUUCAAGGACCCAAAGGACACUACUACAAAUAUCAGAUAUAGCAAAAGAUGGAUAGACGACGGAGGCUUCACUGUACCUCAGAUCAGUCCAUCUAUCUCCUCCAAAAGAUCAAGAACUUUAUGGUAGUGGUCUAAGUCAGACCUAAAUGUUUCUGGCAUUCUGCUCUAGCAUUAUUUUUAAUUUUCUUGUUUCCUUAAGAUUUUGUUUAGCUAAUAGAAUAUACUAUAAGUUCAUAGUAUGUGUGACUGUUCAGAUGAAAUUUAAGCUCUUAUCCGUUUAUGUGUCCGGUUCCAUGCAUUUGGCAAGCAGCAAGCCAUAUUUUCGUUCUGUACAUACCAAAUUUUUAUUGCACAAUCCCACCCAUGAAAUGGUAGGACAUGGCAAUCCAAUUUGGAUAUAGUACAAACGGUGGAAAAGUUUGAUAUGAAGUGACAGGAGUCGGAAACGAUAAUCCCCUUUAGGUAUUUUCUUUAAGGUAAGAAGACGGUGAACACAAAUGCCUUCUAGGGAUUUAACAGUGCAGAGAGGAAGAAGAAGAAGAAGAAGAAGAAGAAGAAGAAGAAGAUAAGGGCCAGAUCUGCCAGAAAAAGGGAAAUGGUGGAACAAGUCAUCUUUAGUUUAAUUCAUCAAAUUGGCUUCAGAGGGGACUUGUAUUUCAGUUAUUGUUGUAAUUUAGAUCUGGGAAAGUUUGUACAUAUUUUUGGUAUUCUUUUCUGCACAAUACUUCGGUUACUUCCGUCCUUGAGUGGGGGUCAAAAUAUAAGUUGUCUUAGAUUGACUUUUAAA
Molecule: messenger RNA, 1742 nt
Organism: Daucus carota subsp. sativus
Lineage: Eukaryota; Viridiplantae; Streptophyta; Magnoliopsida; Apiales; Apiaceae
Product: B-box zinc finger protein 21
Exons: 3
Coding region: 198-1082 (294 amino acids)
Biological process (GO): regulation of DNA-templated transcription; photomorphogenesis
Cellular component (GO): nucleus
Molecular function (GO): zinc ion binding
Source: RefSeq, a predicted model, not a curated record